Messenger RNA from Diospyros lotus (date-plum), 1212 nucleotides. RefSeq names its product ycf3-interacting protein 1, chloroplastic. The transcript is spliced from 6 exons. Gene Ontology annotation, cellular component: chloroplast thylakoid membrane. Bases 184 to 981 code for a protein of 265 amino acids. Gene Ontology annotation, biological process: photosystem I assembly; response to photooxidative stress. Lineage: Eukaryota; Viridiplantae; Streptophyta; Magnoliopsida; Ericales; Ebenaceae. The record is from RefSeq and is a predicted model, not a curated record.
UCAGUGGCCGAAGCCGUCUUCUCAGACCCGAAGUCCAUUUCCCCACUGCAAGGCACCCAUCUUCAGGACUUCCCUGCUGGAAUUUGGAAAUUGCAAAAUCUCUAUCGGAAUUGCGAAUUGAAUUGCCGAUAAUUUACUCGGAUAUAUACAUCCGAGCGCGAUAAGAUAAGGUUGACCCCGGCGAUGGCCCUGCAACUGUUUCAACCGGCUUCGCCCCUUUCAGCCUCCUGCGGCGGCGUGCGUUUACAGUCGCCUACUUGCUUCUCUGUUCCUCUGCUGCGCCGCCAUUGCUGCUUCCAGAAGGUGAGCUCCGCGAGGAGGGGGACGAGGAAAAUGAGCUCCGUAGGAAUGGUUUUCGUAGGCAAGGAAGAGACCCAGCUGGGUUUGGCUGAGAAGAACGCCGACGACGGUGACGAUGAGAAUGACGAUUACGAUGAGGACCCAACUCCGGACGACCUGGAAUACGUUUCCCAAGUCAAAAGAGUUUUGGAGCUUCUCAGGAAAAACAGAGACAUGCUCUUUGGCGAGGUCAAGUUAACUGUAUUGAUUGAGGACCCAAGAGAAGUGGAGCGCAGGAGGCUUCUUGGCAUUGAUGAUUCUGAUGCUCCAACAAGGGAGGACUUAGUUGCUGCCUUGGAAGAAGUCAAUGAAGGAAAAAUCCCCAAAGAUCGUGUCGCUCUUAGGAUGCUGGCUGAAGAAAUGAUGCAAUGGCCUAACCUGGAGGUUGAAGUACCGAAGACGAGCCGCAGAAAAUCCCUGUAUGCAAAAGCUACGGACACUGGUGUUGAUCCUGAAGUAGCUGCCAAGAGACUGAAAGUGGAUUGGGAUUCUGCUGCUGAUAUUGAUGAGGACGUAGAUGGCAGUGAUGAUGCUGAUGUCCCUCCAGCUCUGGGAUACGGAGCACUAUAUCUAGUGACAGCAUUUCCAGUGAUAAUUGGUAUCUCUGUGGUGCUAAUUCUCUUUUAUAAUUCUCUCCAGUGACAGAAUUUUGCAAUGUAUAUUCUCUAGGCCUUGUUCCUUUGUAACCCAAAAGAAAAAGUGGUGGUUAUCUGGAUAAUUUGUUUUGUCUAUGGUACACUAACCAGAUCUGUUCUCUGUCGGGUUUGCCCGACAUAGGUAUGCAGGGGGGCCAUGCCCCAUCUCACAUUUUGCCUGCGUCGGGCUGCCCGACGCGAGCAACUUAACAUUCUCCAUACACUAAUUGGGACUGCA